Molecule: messenger RNA, 2036 nt
Organism: Coturnix japonica (Japanese quail)
Lineage: Eukaryota; Metazoa; Chordata; Aves; Galliformes; Phasianidae
Product: arylamine N-acetyltransferase, pineal gland isozyme NAT-3
Molecular function (GO): arylamine N-acetyltransferase activity
Source: RefSeq, a predicted model, not a curated record
AGGAAGGGAGCUGGACAGUCCUCGACCCCCUGCUAAGUAAAGGACAGCCAGCCACGCCACUUGCUUUUGCCUAAAAUAACCCCCCCCACAAGCCCCAGGAGAUCCGUUUGCAGUUGAACUGAUUUUCCAGGCAGCAUGGACAUCAAGGAGUAUUUUGCCAGAAUUUCUUACCAAGGCUCCCAUGAUAAACUGGACCUGGAAACCUUGACGGAAAUAUUCCAGCACCACAUCCGAGCUGUUCCUUUUGAGAACCUCAGCAUUCACUGUGGGGAAAGCAUCAAGCUGGACCUAGCAGCCACUUAUGACAAGAUUGUGAGGAAGAAACGUGGGGGCUGGUGCAUGGAGAACAACAACCUCUUAUCUUGGGCCCUGAAAACCCUAGGGUACAAUGUCACCCUUCUGGGAGCAAAUGUUUAUUUCCCAGAGCACGAUGCAUAUGCAGAUGACAUUGAUCAUCUGUUGCUAAAAGUGGUGCUUCAUGACAAAUCCUACCUUGUGGAUGGUGGUUUUGGGAUGGCCUACCAGAUAUGGCAGCCAAUGGAGUUGAUUUCAGGGAAAGAUCAGCCUCAGACGCCCGGCAUCUUCCGCUUCCUAGAAGAGAAUGGGACCUGGUACCUUGAGAAGGUGAAACGGAAACAGUGCGUUCCCAACCAUGGCGACUCUGCUCUUCAUAACACGGACAAAGAAGUCUGCCGUCGAGUUUAUCUCUUUACCCUCCAGCCACGAGAUAUAGAAGAGUUCAGAGCCAGAAAUCAGCACCUGCAGACUGCACCAGACUCACUUUUUGUUACAAAAUCCAUCUGCAGCCUGCAGACCACUGAUGGGGUCCGGGCACUCGUUGGGUGGAAACUCACUGAGAUAAAAUACAAUUAUAAGGAUAACAUGGAUCUGGUGGAAAUCAGAAUCCUUGCAGAUGAAGAAAUGGAGAAAACACUGAAGGAGAAAUUCAAUAUAACAUUAGAUAAGAAAUUUGUACCCACCAAUACAAGCAGGUUGUCUCUGUUUUAACUCACUGCCUGAAUUAUAAUUCAAUAUGGUGGCAUUAUGUGCAACUCUCCCCCCCCCUCUUCCUGACAAGAAUCUAAAGGUUAAUCUUUCUUCUUCCAUUUACCCCCGUGUAAAGCAGAACAGAUUAGCAUGAAUCUGGAAAAGAAAUUGAUUUUCACAACUGCUCCUGCAUCUCUGCUUGGUUUGGGUACAAAUAAUUUCUUCCUCGCUCAAUCAAAUCACUCCCCUUCUGUUUGUGCUUAGCUGGCAGCAGAUGCUGCCCAUUCCCUGCUCCAUUCAUCUCUUAAAAGCUUUUCCCACUAACCCAGAGCAGCAUGGCAGGGAGAUGGAACAGUUUGUCCCUUUCCUUAUUACUCAGCUCUGCCACCUGGGGAAAAAAUAAAAUCACACCCACAUCUUAAAUUGAUGCCAUACUAUUUUUUGAAAUGCAAUAGCCAGAAAAAUAAAGACAUCCAGCUCCAUUUGCUACAAUAAGCCAGAAGCCUGUCCUUUGUGCUCCUGCACCCUUAGCUCCUCACACAGCAGUUCUAACGCUCACCAAGGGGCUAUUUUGUGGCCUAAAACUGGUGAUGAGAAGUAUUAGGAGACAAUUCUGCCUUCUUUCAGAUUCCUGUACCCUCAGCAACAUAACCAAAGCUUUCAAACUGAAAGCAUCUCCUGCAGAUUUCAUUUGUGAGCACCCAGGAGAGGAUUGCUGGGAAUGCACCCUCCUCAUACAAGAAUGUCACUUCUGUGCAAAUGUUACUGUUUUUCAGUCAGUUUUUCCGGAGCGUAUGUAUUUGUCUAUUUGUAGUGAUACUAAUUAUAUUGAUAUAAGGAGAAACGAUGAAUCUUAAUCAGAUACCUAAAGGCUAAGAUUUUGAGCAUGAGAAAUCACACAGAUGUAAUCACUUUGCCCUUUGAGAUGAUGCUUGAUGUUCCUUUAUGUACAAAUCACAGAAGCAUUACAACUAUGCACUUACUUACAACUAAGUAAAUAAUGUAAGUGAAUGACAAUUAAAUAAAAAGACAAGAAUUGUGAAGUAGAA